Solea solea (common sole) is the source of this 2965-nucleotide messenger RNA. It is a transcript of the gene vcp, whose product is annotated as valosin containing protein. Gene Ontology annotation, molecular function: ATP hydrolysis activity; polyubiquitin modification-dependent protein binding; ATP binding. The transcript has 17 exons. The record is from RefSeq and is a predicted model, not a curated record. Gene Ontology annotation, biological process: mitotic spindle disassembly; retrograde protein transport, ER to cytosol; autophagosome maturation. Gene Ontology annotation, cellular component: VCP-NPL4-UFD1 AAA ATPase complex; nucleus; cytosol. Lineage: Eukaryota; Metazoa; Chordata; Actinopteri; Pleuronectiformes; Soleidae. Bases 222 to 2642 code for a protein of 806 amino acids.
CACAGUUCUAAGAUCUUAGUCACAUUUCGAGGUUCUCAGAUUGGCUAAAAUACAAAGCACUGCCUGUGAUGACUUACGCUGGAACCUUUCAUCUUUGACCUGUUGGCCGUCCUGUUCAUGGUGCUCCUGAACUGUGUGAAGUCACAGACACCUGCGGAGAAAGACGCUAACUUCGGUUAAAACGCAAUUCAUUUAUUAGUUGCAAAUCUAGGAGGAGGAUCAUGGCCUCGGAAACUGAAUCCAAAAAUGAUGACUUAGCUACUGCUAUUCUAAAGCAGAAAACCAGACCCAACAGACUCAUUGUUGAUGAAUCGAUCAAUGAAGAUAACAGCGUGGUCUCUCUCUCCCAGACCAAGAUGGACGAGCUGCAGCUCUUCCGUGGAGACACAGUGCUCAUGAAAGGGAAGAAAAGGCGUGAGAGUGUGUGCAUCGUACUCUCUGAUGACACCUGUUCAGAUGAAAAGGUUCGGAUGAACAGAGUUGUCCGCAACAACCUGAGGGUCCGUCUUGGUGACGUUAUUAGCAUUCAGCCCUGUCCUGAUGUGAAGUACGGAAAGAGGAUCCACGUCCUCCCCAUAGAUGACACAGUAGAAGGAAUUACUGGGAACCUGUUUGAGGUUUACCUGAAGCCAUACUUCUUGGAGGCUUACAGGCCAAUCCGCAAAGGUGAUAUUUUCCUGGUCAGAGGUGGCAUGCGUGCUGUCGAGUUCAAGGUGGUGGAGACUGAUCCCUCCCCAUACUGCAUUGUUGCUCCUGAUACAGUCAUCCAUUGUGAGGGAGAACCAAUCAGGAGAGAGGAUGAAGAAGAGUCCCUGAAUGAGGUGGGCUAUGAUGACAUUGGAGGUGUUAGGAAGCAGUUGGCUCAGAUUAAAGAGAUGGUGGAGCUGCCUCUUAGACACCCUGCACUGUUCAAGGCCAUUGGCGUAAAGCCCCCUCGUGGAAUCCUGCUGUAUGGACCCCCUGGAACAGGAAAGACUUUGAUUGCCAGAGCUGUGGCCAAUGAAACUGGAGCCUUCUUCUUCCUGAUCAAUGGUCCUGAGAUCAUGAGCAAGCUGGCAGGAGAGAGUGAGAGUAACCUGAGAAAGGCUUUUGAGGAAGCAGAGAAGAAUGCUCCUGCCAUCAUCUUUAUCGAUGAGCUUGACGCAAUCGCUCCCAAGAGAGAGAAGACUCACGGAGAGGUGGAGAGGCGUAUUGUGUCUCAGCUGCUGACUCUUAUGGAUGGCCUGAAACAGAGAGCUCAUGUCAUUGUCAUGGCUGCCACCAACAGACCCAACAGCAUUGACCCAGCUCUCAGGAGAUUUGGACGUUUUGAUAGAGAAGUGGACAUUGGCAUCCCUGACGCAACUGGAAGAUUGGAAAUUCUGCAGAUUCACACUAAGAACAUGAAGCUGGCAGAUGAUGUUGACUUGGAGCAGGUAGCCAAUGAGACCCACGGGCAUGUGGGUGCAGAUCUGGCUGCCCUCUGCUCCGAGGCUGCCCUGCAGGCCAUCAGGAAGAAGAUGGACCUCAUCGAUCUUGAGGAUGAGACCAUUGAUGCUGAAGUCAUGAAUUCACUUGCUGUCACCAUGGAUGACUUUAAGUGGGCACUGAGCCAGAGCAACCCGUCAGCACUUAGGGAGACAGUUGUUGAGGUACCUAAUAUCACCUGGGAUGACAUUGGAGGGCUGGAAGAUGUCAAGAGGGAGCUGCAGGAGCUGGUGCAGUACCCAGUGGAGCACCCAGACAAGUUCCUCAAGUUUGGCAUGACACCAUCCAAGGGUGUGCUGUUCUAUGGUCCUCCUGGUUGUGGUAAGACUCUUCUGGCCAAAGCUAUCGCCAAUGAGUGCCAGGCAAACUUCAUCUCCAUUAAGGGACCUGAGCUGCUCACCAUGUGGUUUGGAGAGUCUGAGGCCAACGUCAGAGAGAUCUUCGACAAGGCUCGUCAAGCAGCCCCCUGCGUCCUCUUCUUUGAUGAGCUGGACUCCAUAGCCAAGGCCCGUGGUGGCAACGUGGGAGAUGGUGGCGGAGCAGCUGACCGUGUCAUCAACCAGAUCCUCACUGAGAUGGAUGGAAUGUCCAGCAAGAAGAACGUCUUCAUCAUCGGAGCCACAAACAGACCAGACAUCAUUGACCCAGCCAUCCUGAGACCUGGCCGUCUGGAUCAGCUUAUCUACAUCCCCCUGCCCGAUGAGAAGAGCAGGAUCAGCAUCCUGAAGGCUAACCUCCGCAAGAGUCCCAUCAGCAAGGAUGUUGACUUGGACUUCCUGGCCAAGAUUACCAACGGCUUCUCCGGAGCUGAUCUGACAGAGAUUUGCCAGCGGGCGUGUAAGCUGGCCAUCAGGGAGAGCAUCGAGAAUGAGAUCCGCAGGGAGCGAGAGAGGCAGACCAACCCAUCCGCUAUGGAGGUGGAGGAGGAGGAUCCCGUGCCUGAGAUCAGGAAGGACCACUUUGAAGAGGCAAUGCGAUUUGCCCGCCGCUCCGUCAGUGACAAUGACAUUCGCAAAUAUGAGAUGUUUGCUCAGACACUGCAGCAGAGCCGUGGUUUCGGCAGCUUCAGGUUUCCCUCCAGUACCGCAGCGGGCAGUGGACCAAGCCACGGCACAGGAGGAACUGGAAGCGGUCCAGUGUUCAAUGAAGACAACGACGAUGACCUGUAUGGAUAAAUGUACACUGCCCGACUGUGGUCAGUACUGGGAUCACACCUGUAAUAAUUCUCACCAGAUUCCACCUUUUUAGGACUCUUGCUUCCAUAAUGUGUUCCCCCUUUUUUUUUUCUUUUUUGUACGAGUUCCCUUGGAGAAAGCAUGUAGCCGCACUUGGUUUGCCCUGGCUUUGAUGUAGGUGGGGGGUAAGGGGAUGUUAAAAUAUUUAACCUUUCUCCAGUGUUUGGUCUAAAUGGACCCAUUUUACAACUUUAAUAAAUAUUGUUUUUCAUCUUAUUGCAUCCAAGCAUCUAAAUAAAUAAAAUUGCUGUUCACCACUUUCA